Helobdella robusta is the source of this 1026-nucleotide messenger RNA. RefSeq lists its product as hypothetical. The coding region runs from base 1 to 1026 and encodes 341 amino acids. Lineage: Eukaryota; Metazoa; Annelida; Clitellata; Rhynchobdellida; Glossiphoniidae. The record is from RefSeq and is a predicted model, not a curated record. The transcript is spliced from 2 exons.
AUGUCAUCGUAUGGCACAGGAAACCGAUAUAUGCCGACAGUGCCAUCCAACAGACGAGUGACAGAAAAAUCGACUGCUGUGUCAUCUCCACUUUUGAUCAACAACAACAGAUCAGUCAUGAAUAACAAAUUUUCCACAUGUCCAUCUGGUUCACUGCUUCACAGGUCGCCGUAUUCGUCCAAUCUCAUGAAAAAUGGCCUGCCUUCCUCCUACACCCACCAAGAUGGUUUGUUCAAGUGUCGAAUGAGAGAUGGAAUCAAAGAUGGAUAUCAAAAUAGGGAUGUGCCUAUAAAACCAACCUAUCGGCCAGAAUCUUUCAUGAUACAAACUCCUAACUACAGAUGGAAUCCAGAGACCAACUACAGGGCAAAUAAGAACAUCGCCGAUGAUGAUGACAAUAAUAUCUCUACUGAUUUAUUUUCAAAACUGAACAUAUCAAGUCCGAAGAACUUAAAAAAGAGCUCCAGUCAUCAGGACAUGUUGGCAUCAUCCUCAUUGCCUGGCAGACACAUGCCAGCAAGUGCAAACACCACUUAUGCCAACAAUGCAGCAAAUGAUUACAAAUCUGCCACUGGAACAUUUGCAAAUCGUCUCCACAUGCAACAGCAGCAGCAACCUCAACGUCGAGCAUCCAUCACACGGACCCACAACUUUCUAUCAACUUCCUCAUCAUCCAGGUACAACAGCAACAUCAUCAGCAAUGGAGGAGGCAACAACAAACCCGAUAACAAUGUCUUCUCGAUUGUUGAUAAAUUCAAUAAGCGCAACCUUCAACAACAGCAGCAGCAGCUACCACAGCCGCAACAGCAACUACAUAACUCUCGCAUGAAGAGCAAAUUUAAAUGUACGACAACCAAUGUAACAGCAGAUGAUUCAGACCACAGUAGCAACAGCAAAUGUCCCGACCCAUCCCCUCCCAACUCGAACACUGCGUCACCCAACAACAACACCAACAACUUCACUAAAAAAUACAUCAACAAAGGGAAAACUGGUCUCCAGAACAUCGGCAAUACAGUUAGUUGGUGA